Molecule: messenger RNA, 496 nt
Organism: Megalops cyprinoides (Indo-Pacific tarpon)
Lineage: Eukaryota; Metazoa; Chordata; Actinopteri; Elopiformes; Megalopidae
Product: guanylin-like
Exons: 3
Coding region: 51-374 (107 amino acids)
Cellular component (GO): extracellular region
Molecular function (GO): guanylate cyclase activator activity
Source: RefSeq, a predicted model, not a curated record
CUCACUCGCUCCGCUCCCUGAAGCAACAGAAACCCCGCCGUCCCUGCAGAAUGAGAGUGCCGAUGGCAUUGGUGGUGCUGGCAUGGUGCCUGUGGGAGUCGCAGGCCGUGUGGGUGCAGGACGGCAAUCUCCGCUUCUCUCUGGAGUCUGUGAAGGUCCUGAAGAGCCUCCUGGGGGUCGACUCAUCCCCCAAACCGCACCCCACAAAGGAUGGCCCCUCUGCGGUCUGCACCAACCCCAAACUGCCAGCAGAGUUCCAGCCCGUGUGCCAGAGAGAGGGAGCGGAGUCAGUGUUCUACAGGCUGGUGGAGAUAAUCACCCCGCCAGACCCGUGUGAGAUCUGUGCCAAUGCUGCGUGCACCGGCUGUCUGUAGCAGACUAACCCCGUCCACGUGUUCACCCGAGUCCGUUUCACCAAGCUGGGCACAAGCCCCCGACCACAGCCCUCUGCUCACCAAGGAUGGAGCUGAACAGGAGCCAACAGGAGCCAAACUAU